AUGGCCCGGGACGUGGAGAGCCUGGCGCUGUCCCUGCAAGCCCUGCUGAGUGAAGACAUGUACCGACUGGACCCCACUAUGCCCCAGAUGCCCUUUAGGGAGGAGGUAACCCACAUACUCAGUCCAGUUUGUUUCCUUCCCCUGCGAGACGCCAGCUGCUUUGGCCUCUUGGCUAUCUGGAGCCAUAGCUUGACACCCAAGAAACUGUGGGAGCAGCACACAGCAGUGGAGGAAUAUCAGCAAGAGUUUAUAGCCAAGUGGAGGUCCCUGGACCUGGAUGUGCUGCUGGUGCCAGUUCUGGGCUCUGCCUUCUAUAUAGGCUCUUCCUCCCUAGCAUCAGAAAGCCAGUUUUACGUGACUCUGUACAACCUCCUGGACUUUCCCGCGGGCGUGGUGCCUGUCACUAUCGUGACACUACAGGACGAGGAGGAACUGGCCUUCUACAAGGGCUGCUACGGAGAUAGUUCUGACAAAAAUUUCUCGGAGGUGUACCCACCCAAUGUCUGCCACCCUGAGGAGCCCCUGGAAGGACCAAGACUCAGGGUCCUCGCUGUGGGCCUCUGCAGCUCGUGGAAGCCACCCAUAUAAAGAAGUCCAGGCUAUACUCCUAGAGGCCACAUGGAAGAGAACUGAGGCACCCCAGCUGACAGCCAGCACUAACUGCCAGCCAUGUGAGUGAACUUUCCUAGAACAGGACCCUCCAGCUCCCAUCAAUCAAGACUGAAGAUGAUACAGCCCUGGACAGCGCGGCUUGACUGCAGCCUCAUGAGAAACCCAGAGUCAGACCACCCAGCUAAGCUGCUCCUGGAUUUCUGACCCUCAGAAACUAUGAUACAAUAAAUAUUUGUUGCAAGCCA
Messenger RNA from Symphalangus syndactylus (siamang), 857 nucleotides. Its product is annotated as fatty-acid amide hydrolase 1-like. NCBI's taxonomy places the organism in Eukaryota, Metazoa, Chordata, Mammalia, Primates, Hylobatidae. Gene Ontology annotation, molecular function: fatty acid amide hydrolase activity; amidase activity. Gene Ontology annotation, biological process: fatty acid catabolic process. The record is from RefSeq and is a predicted model, not a curated record.